Haliotis rufescens (red abalone) is the source of this 1973-nucleotide messenger RNA. Its product is annotated as pantetheinase-like. NCBI's taxonomy places the organism in Eukaryota, Metazoa, Mollusca, Gastropoda, Lepetellida, Haliotidae. The coding region runs from base 128 to 1714 and encodes 528 amino acids. The record is from RefSeq and is a predicted model, not a curated record. Gene Ontology annotation, molecular function: hydrolase activity, acting on carbon-nitrogen (but not peptide) bonds, in linear amides. The transcript has 2 exons.
CCCCCUUGGACUUUGAACAUUAACAGUGCGCUCAGGAGACGCUUGAUCAACCGCCACCUCGAUUACCCAGCUGUCCCUCGGUUUCAACCUGAACAGCAUCUCACAAAAUCCACAGCACAUCGUUAACAUGGACCGGGAGCUCGGCUGCUGCCUCGUGACGCUAAUGGCGGGAUGGGUGUGCAUGGCCCAGGCUACCCCGCUAACUUACCCCCCGGGCCGGGGCGGGUACAAGGCGGCAGUGUAUGAGCACGCGGUCCACAUACCCUGGGGCUGUCUGCAGGUGCCCGUGUCGAGGGGAGAGGCUGUGAGACAGAUGAUGAAGAAUAUACAGGUCUACAAGACGCAGGCUGCUGCAGCUUCUAGAGAGGGUGCUGAUAUCAUAGUAUUUCCUGAAGAUGGGAUAUAUGGAAUGAUAUUCAACCGAAACACCAUCAAGCCAUUCUUGGAAGAAAUCCCCGAUCCCCGUAUCACCGAGUGGAAUCCCUGCUUGACUUCCGGUAGCGACACCGACACCACGAUACAACGGGAACUCAGCUGUAUGGCGAGGGAAAAUGCCAUGUAUGUUAUAGCAAACAUGGGUGACAGAAAACCAUGUCACCAUAGCAACGACCCAAAGUGCCCAGACGACGACCAGUAUCAGUACAACACCGAUGUGGCCUUUAACCCGGAAGGAGUUCUGGUCGCCAGGUAUCACAAGCGCCAUCUCUUCCAGGAAGAUCAGUUUGAUACGCCGCCAUUAGAACUGGCCACGUUUGAGACACCGUUCGGAAAGUUCGGUUUAUUCACUUGUUUCGAUAUCCUGUUCUACAACCCUGGCGUCGAGUUGAUCCAGAAGGAGGGGAUACGGAACAUGGUCUUCCCGACGGCGUGGAUGGACCGACUUCCGUAUCUCGCAGCCAUUGAGUUUCAUUCCGCCUUCGCCAAGGGCCUUGGGGUCAACGUGCUCGCGGCCAAUAUACACUACCCAGUGUUUAAAUUCCAGGGCAGCGGCAUCUACACCCCGACGGGGUCGGCGACAUACUACUACAACGACGGUGUCCUGAGUGGGGGAAGGUUGUUGUUAGCCGAUGUAGAUUCUGUUGAGGAGACUGGUAUCCAAGAUCCGAUUGUGUAUUCGCAGAUGAAAAUGGAAAACUGGCGUGUCAUUAAUAUGAAGGAAAAUAAGAAAGUGUCUUCAUCUUUGGUAGCUGAAGAACGUUCACCUGACAAGACUGACUCGUUUAUUGACAUGUUAAAGCUCUCCAGGUUGACUUCCCUUCCACGAGAAAACUACACGUUUGUUCCCCUAGAGCACCACACUGGGACGCAACGUGCUUGUAGAGAGGAUGUGUGUUGCACGGUGGUCUACACCAGGGAGAACCUCUCCGCCCUUGAGGAUUUGUUUGUUCUGGCAGUAUUUAAUGGUUUUGAUGACGGGCGUUUUACUCAGACCUGUUCCGUAUUGAUGUGCCCGGAUAAUGAUAUGUCCAGUUGCGGGGACCCUGUGAAACAAUCACGCUCAAUGUUUAGCUUCAUGGAAAUUAGUGGUAAUUUAUCAAGUCCGUAUAUUUUCCCAGAAGUGCUUGUUUCUGAUGGACAAUAUAUUGGUCUUGUGCAAGGAGAGUGGACUUUUAAAGACGGGGUUCUUCAUGGAGGAAAUGGAUUUUCCAAACCGCUUAUCACAGCCUCGUUGUUCGGUCGCCUGUAUUCUAGAGACAAAGUCACCCUGACGUAGAUCCUUGUGAAGAGUGAGUGAGUGAGUGAAUGAUUGAGUGAGUGUGGAUUUUUACGCUGCUUUAGGCAACAUUGAAGCUGCAUCAAGGCGAGGGACAUAUGGGGAUUCAUACAUGAGGCUUUGCCGUAACGAUCGAAUGCUGUAACCACUAGGGCACCCUACCACCCAUCUUCCCGAGGCAAGAGUGUUAACUGACUUUUCAAAAGUCUAGUUUCCACCCUUGCCGAACUAGGCUGGAAUUCCUGGGCUCGAUCGUAGC